Messenger RNA from Ostertagia ostertagi, 546 nucleotides. NCBI's taxonomy places the organism in Eukaryota, Metazoa, Nematoda, Chromadorea, Rhabditida, Trichostrongylidae. The record is from the annotation of a GenBank genome assembly.
CACUUUCUGAAAGCUUUUCAGGGGCCAUGGUUGGACCGACAGCCGGCUGUAUCAUUGCUGAACAAUUCUCGCGAAUCAAAAAAUGUGAUCGUUUCUACUAUGAGAAUCCCGGGCCCCAACAGUUCACUUCGGGUAACUCGAACGCCAACUCUCGGGGGCGGUGACGAAAUUCGCCAGGUUACGCUAUCAUCAGUGAUAUGCGCAAAUCAUAAAUGGAUUCAAAAACUGCAGCCGGACUCAUUUUCUCUGCCGGAUGGGCUCACAAAUGUCCCAGUCGACUGCAACAAAUUCCAUGAGUUAGACCUAUCAAAGUGUCUUGAUAGAGGCGGGUGUCGCACUUCCGAGGGAAGUUAUCUAGCUCUAGGUGAAAGUGGACGAACAAGGCCGUGCACGCAUUGCACAUGCACUCAGGAGGGGGUGCUUCGCUGUCGCGCCAUGGUAAUAUACGACUGUAACGAAAUUGCUGACAAAUACUCGCCAACGGAGAUAGCGAGGGAUCUAUCCUGCGCAGUCCAAUGUUCGUCACUGCUUCGACAAAACAAAUGA